ACAAAACCACCUAAAUAAUAAUAAUAAUAAUUGUUUCCCGUGAUAAAUCGUUCGCCGUUAUCAGGGUCAAGCCGCAGUGUUCGUAGAUCGCGUGAGCCUGUGCGAGCUUCGUCGUCUGUGUUAUUGUUUCCGAGCAUUAUCGCCGUCGUCGUUUAUUUGAUUUUGAUUUUAUUAUGAUUUAUUAUUAUUAUUGCGAUAUGGUUGUAUAAGGUUUUGUAUUAUUAUUCUUUGGCUCGAAAUAAUCGUAUCCGUUCGGGAUCGCGUGUCGCCUACAUCCGUCCGUCGUCUACGAUCGGACGUUUUAAAUUUACUCGCACAAUAAAAUAUUAUUAAUAUUGUCAAUUGUGAAUUGACAGUCCGCAUAGUACCAUGCCGCCUACUACACGUACGUAAUACACGAUGGCAUCGAACCAGAUCCGUUUGUACAAAAUAAUUGAAUAAAAUUUUGUUAUGAACUCAUUAUCGGAGUCUGAUGUCAUUGAAGAAUCUCUCCAUGUUCCUGAAAUUACCCAAAUGGCUAAUGAUAAUGAGUUGAUAUUAUCACCAAAAAAACAUUUGGUUUGCUUUGCUACUGUCAAAGGGGAUUGUUUAGUGACAAAAAACGGUGCAUCAUAUGCUGGGAUUAAAGAGUGUCUGCUCAGUGAUCAAAUGGUUGAUAAAGACGAACCAAUUGAAAUUCAAAUUUCAGACUCUGCAAAUCCUGAAACUGAUAUUGAUAGUGGAAUGGAAUCUUCUGCAUCUAGCUGGGAUCGAUCAGUUAAUGAAGUAAAAGAACAUGCAUUUGCUAGACUAGAGGAAGAAUUAAAAAAAGCCAAAGAAACAUUAAAACUUAGAGAUGAAGAAGUAUCACGUUUAAGUAGAAUACGUGCUGAUGUUGAAUCAGAAUUAGAAGAAUUGACUGCUAGUUUAUUUCAAGAAGCUCAUAAUAUGGUGAAAGAAGCAAAUUUACGACAAGCGGCUGCAACCAGAGCAUUAAAAGAAUCUUCAAUGAAAGUUGAUGUUUUAUCUGCUGAAGUGACAGCAUUAAAAACUCUUGUGCUAACUUCUACACCAAGUCAUCCAAAUUUAUCAAGAGAAGAUAGUAUUUCAAUGCCAGGAGGACUAAGUGGCGUUGGAUUAUUCAAUCGUAAACAUAAGAGAUCGCCCUCGCACAAUAACCUAAAAUAUGGCCGAGAAAAUUCGCCGCCAGAUUCUCCUCUAAAGCAAAAGUCUAAUCCAUCAGUAACAGACAAAGAUAAUUCUGACAUAUCUAAUAGCGCCGAAAUUGAUCCAAAUGUGCAUCGUGAAUUUGUUCUUUGGAUGAAAUCUCCAACUUUAGAUAAAUCAGAUGCCUUUAUAAGUCGAAUAUACAGAGAAGAUAUCGAUCAAUGUCUAGAGUUUAAUAAUUCAACUCUGGCAAUGGAUGUUAGAAAUGCUAUAGAAUGUGGGAAUCUUUUUAUUGAGUCUAUGGACAAGUCAAAAUCUCAUUUUCCAAAUUUUUCUAAUUUUAGAAAAUGUGCUCUGAUGGAACUACCAUUGCUAUGUCUCUAUAGAAUGAAUUUAGGAGGAGCAGAUAGCGAAUGCUAUUGCAUAUCACAAAUUUGUCGUAAUAGAAUUACUGCGGUAUGUGAUUUCCUCAACUAUCUCAGAUACAUUCAAAGAGGCUUGGUCAAAAGUCUAGAAAAUGAUAUGUAUUGGGAAAUUGUAAGACUGCGAAAACAGAUGAUGUUGGCUAAGUUGGGUCUAGCUUUGACAUCGUAAUAUUGCUAAUGUGAAGUAUUAA
Diuraphis noxia (Russian wheat aphid) is the source of this 1762-nucleotide messenger RNA. Its product is annotated as guanine nucleotide exchange factor for Rab-3A-like. Gene Ontology annotation, cellular component: Golgi to plasma membrane transport vesicle. NCBI's taxonomy places the organism in Eukaryota, Metazoa, Arthropoda, Insecta, Hemiptera, Aphididae. Gene Ontology annotation, biological process: exocytosis. Gene Ontology annotation, molecular function: guanyl-nucleotide exchange factor activity. The record is from RefSeq and is a predicted model, not a curated record.